Messenger RNA from Eruca vesicaria subsp. sativa (arugula), 963 nucleotides. NCBI's taxonomy places the organism in Eukaryota, Viridiplantae, Streptophyta, Magnoliopsida, Brassicales, Brassicaceae. The record is from the annotation of a GenBank genome assembly.
AUGAUACCAUAUGAUCUUGGUACGAUCUUAUCUGCAACCGCUGAGUUUUCGUCUGAAAAUAAGCUUGGCCAAGGUGGAUUUGGUGCGGUCUAUAAGGGGAUACUACUUAAUGGGAAAGAGAUAGCGGUGAAGAGAUUAACCAGAGGUUCAGAAGGAGGUGUGGAGUUUAGGAAUGAGGUUUCACUCUUGAUAAGACUGCAACAUAAGAACCUGGUUAAGAUUCUUGGUUUUUGUAAUGAAAGAGAUGAAGAGACUCUUGUCUACGAGUUUGUCCCCAACUCAAGUCUUGACCGCUUUAUCUUCGAUGAAGAGAAGCGUGCACUACUUACAUGGGAAGUGAGGUUUAAAGUUAUAGAAGGCAUUGCUCGAGGCCUUGUUUAUCUCCAUGAAGAUUCUCAGCUGAAGAUUAUUCACCGAGACUUAAAGGCAAGCAACAUCCUUUUAGAUGAAGAGAUGAACCCUAAAGUUGCAGAUUUUGGGACAGCCAGGCUGUUUGACACCGAUGAGACUCAAGCUGAAACAAAAAGAAUAGCUGGAACCCGUGGAUAUAUGGCUCCUGAGUACCUGAAUCAUGGGCAAAUCUCAGCUAAAUCUGAUGUAUAUAGCUUCGGUGUGGUGCUUCUAGAGAUGAUCAGUGGUCGAAGAAAUAAUACCUUUGUGGGAGAAGGAAUUGCAGCUUUUGCAUGGAAGAGAUGGGCUGAAGGAAGGCCUGAUAUCAUAAUUGAUCCUUUAUUGGUAGAGAAGCCGAGUAAUGAGAUCAUUAAGCUGAUCCAGACUGGUCUGUUGUGUACUCAACAGAAUCCAACAAAGAGACCAACCAUGAGCACCGUAAUAGUUUGGCUUAGGAGUGAGGUCAUCACCAUUCCUUCACCUAAGGCUCCUGCUUUCACAGUGAGUCAUUCUCAAUCUGAAGAUGGUACGACGUCAAUGAGCAAUGUCUUGACGGAGUUGAGUUGUCGUUGA